This is a messenger RNA of Lineus longissimus, 1839 nucleotides long. Its product is annotated as palmitoyltransferase ZDHHC23-like. Lineage: Eukaryota; Metazoa; Nemertea; Pilidiophora; Heteronemertea; Lineidae. The record is from RefSeq and is a predicted model, not a curated record. Gene Ontology annotation, molecular function: protein-cysteine S-palmitoyltransferase activity. The transcript has 7 exons. Gene Ontology annotation, cellular component: Golgi apparatus; endoplasmic reticulum. The coding region runs from base 84 to 1412 and encodes 442 amino acids. Gene Ontology annotation, biological process: peptidyl-L-cysteine S-palmitoylation; protein targeting to membrane.
UAAAGAAAAAAAAUUAAGGACCAAAAAUAUGACGAAAAAUAUUUGUAAAUAAACCAUCAUUUAGGGGUGUCGAUUGAUGGAUUAUGAGGAGAUACCCUGGCGAUGAGUCUCUCUGCUUCUGUGAAUACAUCAACGAUAAAGGAGACCGCAGUCAUCUGCUUGCCUGCUGCUGCGAUUGUCAAGCGUUGGAUGAAGCAGCCGAUAGGGUGCUAACGUGCCGCCGCCUACCUCCGGAACUGCAACAGAAAAUCAUGACGACUGUCCAGGAACGCUGUCGUAUCCCAUGGUGCAAUGGUAAAGGUGCCAUCAUGGUGCGUGUAGAUAUCAUCGUCCCCGUCAUCAUGGUUCCGUUGUGUUUACUCAUGGCGACGCUGAGCUGGCAGAUGAGUGUCAUCAUCUUGCCUGGGAUGUACCUCUUUAUGUAUCUGUUCUACCGCUACUGGAGAGACCUGGCUGGUCAGAGAUCAGUCUCCAAGUUCUUCUUUUCCUGGGCAUUGACAUCAGUCGCAUUUGCUUUCUACGUUUUUGAAACUAUUGUGAUAUCUUUCCGUGAGGUGUUACUGUGGGAAGAUCUGCUCCUAGUCUCCAUGGCGAUGGCCAUGUUUUAUAUGUUGUGUAUAUGUAAACGGAGACCGUUACACAUCAGGAACGUCCGAUCAACCCUCUCCGCACGGAAUAGCACCAGUGAUAUGUGUCGGGAUUCGAGUAUUAAGGUGACGAUCGAGGAUAAUAUAGGUCUGCGCAAACUAACAAUAGACGACAGUAGAGAGGGUGGAGAUGAGGAGACACCACACAUUUCUGUUAUAUACGAGUCAGAUAUGACAUGGGUGGACUCAAGGCCUGUCAAAGAUGGACGCCUAGUACAGUGGUGUGAGGAGUGUGCUAUCGUGCGGCCCCCACGAUCUGGGCAUUGUACAGUCUGCAAGAUGUGUGUGGAGGGUCGCGAUCACCACUGUGUAUGGAUCAACUCUUGUAUAGGUGACCAGAAUCAUCGUUCCUUCCUGCUUGCAUGGUUCAUGUUACUCUGUGUUGGUUUCUAUGGCAGCCAUCUCUCCCUGACGACCAUCUGUACCCCAAAGAUGUAUCUUGACAUGUUCCUGUUUGCAAAUGAUUGUCGCUUCAUCUACGCUGAUACAUAUAACGCGCUAGCAUUUGUGACGACCAUCUACAUCCUAUCAGCUACCGUCCUGCUCACAUGCGGCUUCAUAUUCCAACAAUGUCUCCUCAUCAGUCAAAACGUGACCAAUCAGGAAUUCCAUCGUGCCAGGAUCCUCGGGCGGACCAAGUUUUAUUUCUUUGUACAGGGGAACAUUAAUAAUCGAGGCUUCUUUAAGAACUGGUGGGACUUUUGGCUGAAUCAACGCCGAAUGAGUUACAUGUCAGACUCGUCACGGUCAGUGUCGAAUAUUUGAAACACUUCUCAUCGUGGUCUGUAGGUGUCCUUUUACGUUGGCAAGAAGCAAGUUACAAACCUUGAAUCAAAUACUCUGCUCCCUUCCUUUAGAGAAGCAUUCGAGUUCUAGCUGGGCCAGCACUGAUAAGUAUUCCUUUGUUGAGGGAAGAUGACAGCGUCAGGUCUAAUCCCUCGGGCCUUUGGUCUAAAAAUACUCAUAUUUAGACCCAAGUUGAGAAAAAACAUUGCAAAAACAGAGACAUUUGGUGUUAUUGCACACGAGUCAACAAAAACAGGUGCCUCUGUCUGGAAAGGUCAUUUUUCUCUUCUUGUUUUGGUCAGGUUGACACAAAGCUUGCAGUGAUGUUGUAUUCCUUUUGGUGAAAGACAGAAAAAUUAUUUUAAAACUACCUUUACAAAUGUGUUAAUAAUCCAAUACUUAAUAA